Paramisgurnus dabryanus is the source of this 3921-nucleotide messenger RNA. The record is from RefSeq and is a predicted model, not a curated record. NCBI's taxonomy places the organism in Eukaryota, Metazoa, Chordata, Actinopteri, Cypriniformes, Cobitidae.
AUGGAGGCGCCGCUCCCCCAUCUCCUGCGUUGCCGACAGCAGAGGAAGCCUGUAAGUUCAUACAUUGUCACCUGUUAUCUGUCCAACAAUAUUUGUCCAGAGGAGAAGGCCACGGUCCAGGUUGAAGACACUGAGGAGGAGGCAUCAGGGUCUUCAUCCGACCAUGACCUUUCUCCAGUGUCUGGAUCAGGCUCUGACUCCAGCUCUCUUACUGAAGGGAGUUCCUCUGUUGUUGAUAACUGCAGUGGGGUUGAGCUGCCUAGCAUUCAUCAGGAACCCUCUUUGCCGUGGAUCGGUCGGGUGGUCCCCAGAGAUGAAAUGAAGCCACCGGUUCCUGUGAAGGAAGGUUUUCCAGAGUGGAAAGACCUUUGGUACACGGUGGACUUCAGUGCAUCUCGUAAGGAGACCACACCACCAUCCACACAGGCAGCCGGCACACAUCAGGAGAACAUCAAGGACCCAGAGAUUAAAGAUCUGAAGGCGAGGGCGGAGAUUUUAGUCUCUGAAUUGGUCCGUGUCUCCGGAUGUGUUUAUGUUUCUGCAGAAUUCCGAUUUAAGGUAGGGCAAAGAUUGGUGGACUUUGCCCUGACCUCUGAGGAUGCAUGUAGCCUCGUGAGGAAAACAUUGGACCGGGAGAUGCUCCGUCUGCGUAAAGAAGAGAGUUCUCCCCAGACAUUGAUUCACCUUUUCAGGUUCAUAAAGAGGUAUCCCGCGAUAUUUGAUGGCAUGAAAUGCCAACUUCCUUCAUGGGUCCUCGAGGAUCUUUAUGAUUCAGACCUCUCUUCGGAGGAUGAAUCUGAUGAGGUUGUACCUGCUCCUGCCCCUGCUCCUGCCCCUGCUCCUGCUGACCUUCCAGCAGUGAUCCUUCCCUCCCCACCUCCUGCACCUGCUCCUGCUCCUGAUCCUGCUGACCCUCCAGCAGUGAUCCUUCCCUCGCCACCUCCUGCACCUGCCCCUGCUCCUGCUGACCCUCCAGCAGUGAUCCUUCCCUCGCCACCUCCUGCACCUGCCCCUGCUCCUGCUGACCCUCCAGCAGUGAUCCUUCCCUCGCCACCUCCUGCACCUGCACCUGCUCCUGCUGACCCUCCAGCAGUGAUCCUUCCCUCGCCACCUCCUGCACCUGCCCCUGCUCCUGCUGACCCUCCAGCAGGGGUUCUACCCUCCCCUAGUGUGUCUCAACCUUCACCUCCAGAUGGGUCAACCGCUCCGGUUGGGCCGCCUCAGCCCCAGACGCCUCCAUCCUCUCAGCAAACUAGUGCAGAUGAGGUGGAGAACAUGGAGGUGGAGGCUAGUUAUUCAUCUCCACCUUCACCUCCAGAUGGGUCGACCGCUCCGGUUGCGCCUCCACAGCCGUCUUUCUCCUUUAAGCAAACUAGUGCAGACGGGGUGGAGGACAUGGAGGUGGAGACUACUUUACCAUCUCCACCUUCACCUCCAGAUGGGUCGACCGCUCCGGUUGCGCCUCCACAGCCGUCUUUCUCCUUUAAGCAAACUAGUGCUGACGGGGUGGAGGACAUGGAGGUGGAGACUACUUUACCAUCUCCACCUUCACCUCCGGAUGGGUCGACCGCUCCGGUUGCGCCUCCACAGCCGUCUUUCUCCUUUAAGCAAACUAGUGCUGACAAGGUGGAGGACAUGGAGGUGGAGACUGGUUUACCAUCUCCACCUUCACCUCCGGAUGGGUCGACCGCUCCGGUUGCACCCCCUCAGCCGCAGACGCCUCCAUCCUCUCAGCAAACUAGUGCUGACGGGGUGGAGGAAAUGGAGGUGGAGACUGGUUUACCAUCUCCACUUUCACCUCUUCGCAGUCCUGCGCCUCCUCCCGCCUCUCCUCCUCCUCAGCGUCGCCGUCUUUGGCGUCCGGCUCAUUCAUCACAGGAUAAGAUGGAGCCGGCGCCAAAGAGGGACAGGUUAGAUGGGCUGUCGGCUGAGGUCACGCCUCCUCAGGCCCAGACACCAUCAUCCUCACAGCAAAAUAAAGCAGACGCUGGGGAGGUCCCCUGUUCUCCUGUUUCUCAACAUCCAUCUCCUCACGGGCUGUUGGCUGAGGUCACGCCACCUCCGGCCCAACUUUCACCUCUUCGCAGUCCUGCGCCUCCUCCCGCCUCUCCUCCUCCUCAGCGUCGCGCUGUCAAGCGUCCGGCUCCUUCAUCACAGGAUGAGAUGGAGCCGGCGGCAAAGAGGGACAGGUUAGAUGGGCUGUCGGCUGAGGUCACGCCUCCUCCGGCCCAGACACCAUCCUCCUCACAGCAAAAUAAAGCAGACACUGCCGUGGCCGACUUUUCCUCUGUUUCUCAACAUCCAUCUCCUCACGGUCUGUUGGCUGAGGUCACGCCACCUCCGGUCCAACUUUCACCUCCUCACAGUCCUGCACCUCCUCCCGCAUCUCCUCCUCCUCAGUGUCGCGCCCUCAAGCGUCCGGCUCCUUCAUCACAGGAUGAGAUGGAGCCGACGGGAAAGAGGGACAGGAUAGAUGGGCUGUCGGCUGAGGUCACGCCUCCUCCGGCCCAGACACCAUCAUCCUCACAGCAAAAUAAAGCAGACGCUGGGGAGGACGACUGUUCUCCUGUUUCUCAACUUUCACCUCCUCACAGUCCUGCACCUCCUCCCACCUCUCCUCCUCCUCAGCGUCGCGCUCUUAAGCGUCCGGCUCCUUCAUCACAGGAUGAGAUGGAGCCGGCCGCAAAGAGAGCCAAACUAAAUAGGCUGUCCACUGAAGUCACGCCUCCUCCAGUCGAGACGCCAUCCUCCUCUCAGCAAAAUAAAGCAGACGCUGGGGAGGACGACUGUUCUCCUGUUUCUCAACUUUCACCUCCUCACAGUCCUGCACCUCCUCCCGCCUCUCGUCCUCAGCGUCGCCGUCUCUGGCGUCCGUCUCCUUCAUCACAGGAUGAGAUGGAGCCGGCGCCAAAGAGGGCCAAACUAAAUAGGCUGUCGGCUGAGGUCACGCCUCCUCGGGCCCAGACACCAUCAUCCUCACAGCAAAAUAAAGCAGACACUGCCGUGGCCGACUUUUCCUCUGUUUCUCAACAUCCAUCUCCUCACGGUCUGUUGGCUGAGGUCACGCCACCUCCGGUCCAACUUUCACCUCCUCACAGUCCUGCACCUCCUCCCGCAUCUCCUCCUCCUCAGUGUCGCGCCCUCAAGCGUCCGGCUCCUUCAUCACAGGAUGAGAUGGAGCCGACGGGAAAGAGGGACAGGAUAGAUGGGCUGUCGGCUGAGGUCACGCCUCCUCCGGCCCAGACACCAUCAUCCUCACAGCAAAAUAAAGCAGACGCUGGGGAGGACGACUGUUCUCCUGUUUCUCAACUUUCACCUCCUCACAGUCCUGCACCUCCUCCCACCUCUCCUCCUCCUCAGCGUCGCGCUCUUAAGCGUCCGGCUCCUUCAUCACAGGAUGAGAUGGAGCCGGCCGCAAAGAGAGCCAAACUAAAUAGGCUGUCCACUGAAGUCACGCCUCCUCCAGUCGAGACGCCAUCCUCCUCUCAGCAAAAUAAAGCAGACGCUGGGGAGGACGACUGUUCUCCUGUUUCUCAACUUUCACCUCCUCACAGUCCUGCACCUCCUCCCGCCUCUCGUCCUCAGCGUCGCCGUCUCUGGCGUCCGUCUCCUUCAUCACAGGAUGAGAUGGAGCCGGCGCCAAAGAGGGCCAAACUAAAUAGGCUGUCGGCUGAGGUCACGCCUCCUCGGGCCCAGACACCAUCAUCCUCACAGCAAAAUAAAGCAGACACUGCCGUGGCCGACUUUUCCUCUGUUUCUCAACCUUCAUCUAAUAACAGUCGGCCAAUCGGGCAAUUGUCUCCUCCCACCUCUCCUCCUCAGCAUCGCUCACGCAAGCGUCCGGCACCAUGCACUUCACAGGAAGCAUCUGAAGGCAUUGUGUCAGAGGCCAAGAAACCCAAACUUGAUGGGUUACUUUAA